AUGAACAGCUACGUCGUCGGACCGCCGCAGCUCAGCCAGCCUGGACCCCUCGCGCAAGCAUUCAGCCUUCCCGCCCUCGACCAGGCCGCUGAGUACCUCCUCGCCAGCAACCCGUCUACCUUCGACAGCGUCUCUGCCGCCGCCCUCUACCUCGACAGCCUCAGGACCCCUCUGCCCGCGACGAGUACCUCCUCCACCGGCUUCGCGUCCGACUACGACGCCUCUCUCGCCUUCUCUUACGCCGUCGCCGAGGCUAACGACAUCCGCCUCGACGAGACGCGCCGUUUCCUCGUCGUCGGCUGGACCCCGCCGUACAAGGGCCACUCGAUCUUUGCCGACGGCGACACUUCACCCACCGGUGCCGUCGUCCGCGCCCUCAUCACGACCUGCGUCAUCCAGACCGGCAUACCCUGUGUCUUUAUCGACGCAGAGCCCUUUGCCCCGUCGCGCGCGACCCUCGAGGCCUUGCACUCGUCCGCUCAAGGCCCGCCCAACGGCUGGAGUUGGCUUCCCGAGCGCAAGGAGAUGCUCUCGUACAAGAAGUGCUUCUUCGGCCUCCUCCGCUACGAGCAGGCGACCUUUUCCGCCAUCCUCGCCCUCGGACCCGUCGCGGGCUGGUAUCUCGACUUGCCGGCCCUCGCCUUCGACGCGACUAGCCCCUUCCCCGGCUCCGCCCCCUUCCACACCGUCUCUUCCUUCCUCGCGCCUCACCCUCGCUCGCAAGUCCACGAGGACAGCGUCAGCGCAACGUCUCGUGGCCUCUUCAUCUUUGUGAAGGGCAUGUUCGAGGCGCUUGCGGACGCGGGAAUCUCGGUCCCGUCGCCUUCUCUCGCGUGGGACACGUUCCGCGAGGCUUACGGCAAGGCUGGCCUGCUCAAUGGGGGCGAACUCUUUCAGAGCCUCCGCCAGAACGGCCACCCCGACUUGCCCGGCCUCGACGACAACGACUACUUCGCCUUCGAGCUCAUGACCAACCACUGCAACAAGCUCCCGCGUGCUUUUGUCCACGGUGGCAACGGAUGCGGCGCACGUUUUGUCGUCGUCCCCAGGCGCGGCGCGGACAACUGCGCUAAACUCUACGACCUGCUUCCCUACAACUGCACCCACUGCGGUCGUUUCGUCCCCUUGAGCGACUGGGAGACCCUCUAG
This is a messenger RNA of Rhodotorula toruloides NP11, 1149 nucleotides long. RefSeq lists its product as uncharacterized. The record is from RefSeq and is a predicted model, not a curated record. Bases 1 to 1149 code for a protein of 382 amino acids. Lineage: Eukaryota; Fungi; Basidiomycota; Microbotryomycetes; Sporidiobolales; Sporidiobolaceae. The transcript has 5 exons.